This is a messenger RNA of Eupeodes corollae, 776 nucleotides long. RefSeq lists its product as uncharacterized. The record is from RefSeq and is a predicted model, not a curated record. The coding region runs from base 124 to 630 and encodes 168 amino acids. The transcript is spliced from 2 exons. Lineage: Eukaryota; Metazoa; Arthropoda; Insecta; Diptera; Syrphidae.
UUUCGUGAAAUCAGUAUGAUUUCGACUUUGAGCACAAGAAAGUGUAAUUUUUACAUAACUUAUCAUUUUUACAAGUUAUCAUCAGCUUCACAUAUUUGAAGAUUUAUCAAAAGACCUGACACAAUGGCUGUUAAGACUUUUAUGCUGUUUUUAUCUGGAUUUGCAUUGUUUGCUUCAAUUUCGUCAUUUCAAUUUCGACAUUCGAUUUCUAAAUUUCAGGAUAUAAACAUGUUUAACAAGAAUGGAAUACUUCAAUGUGAUCAAACAAAGUGUCCUAAUGGAACAACUUGGUGUCAUAUUGUUAAGAAAAAUUCAGAAGAAAAUCCUUCGAAAUUAAAGCGAGAAAAUAUUUGCUAUGAUGGGACUAAUAAUGUUUUAAAAGAAAAAAUAUGGACUGAAGAAAAUAAUGGAAAGAAAAUUGUUGAUAUAAAAAUUGAUAUGUUUGCAAAUGGUGGUAGUUCUAUAAUAAGUAAACAUAGUUCGAGUAAUUCUUUUGAAAAUGAUAAUUAUGAUGAUUAUAUUGACGGUAAUAUAAUAAGUCGUGGUUUUGAUUUUGCCGGUAAUUUUAUUGCAUCGAUUUUUAGAAGAGUUGGUUCAAUUUUUGAUUUCUUUGAUGAUUUUUUCUUUUAAAAUAAAUAAAAUAUAUAAAAUAUAUAAAAUUUGAAAAAAGUGGGGCCCUUUUACUAUCAUAUACAUAAAUGAAUGUGAAAGUAACAUUUCUUUAUCUAAUAAAAAAAAAUAAAAUUUCAAGUGUUUAUGAAGCCUAUAGGCCGAAA